AUGCAAAGAAAAUGGAGGAAUCUAUGGACUACGCUUGUGAGAAGAAUGGAAGACUCUAAAAGUGAAUCCAAAGCCAAAAAGCCGUAUUAUUUGAACGAGACAAUGCAGUUCACGAUACCAUUUGUCAAAACCUGUGCAAUACCUAGUGGAAAUUUGUCACCGAUUCCUAAUGAAGAUUUUGUGACUGCCGAUGUGUGUGAAAACUCUAACAUAUCGGAAUAUCCUGAACCAAACCAACAGGGCAGCAAUCCAGUCUCAUCACUAGACUACCACUUCCCCUUAAUCCCUCUACUUCGAAUAGCACCACACCACUAUUUACGAGACAAUCUGAAACUAAACUCGUUAACACUCCAGAAUCGAAAUUUUUUAAGUCCAAAUAUACUGCAGGUAAAAAGUUAA
Macrosiphum euphorbiae (potato aphid) is the source of this 399-nucleotide messenger RNA. Lineage: Eukaryota; Metazoa; Arthropoda; Insecta; Hemiptera; Aphididae. The record is from the annotation of a GenBank genome assembly.